This is a messenger RNA of Eurytemora carolleeae, 1362 nucleotides long. RefSeq lists its product as uncharacterized. NCBI's taxonomy places the organism in Eukaryota, Metazoa, Arthropoda, Copepoda, Calanoida, Temoridae. The transcript is spliced from 6 exons. The coding region runs from base 33 to 1025 and encodes 330 amino acids. The record is from RefSeq and is a predicted model, not a curated record.
AGGUGCCAGUUUUUAACAGUGCGUUAAAAACCAUGGAAGGAAGUAAAACAUCAUUAAAAAAUGAAGUUUGCUACUUUUUUCAUAAACUUAAGGAAACCUGGUUUGAAUAUUUAGUUCUUGUUUUCAGCAUAAUCGUGGCAUGUGCUUUCUCCUCUUUAUCCAUCAAAGCCUAUCUAUCCGAUCCUGGGUUUAACUCUGUUACUUACUCCAUCAACAUGAACAAGAAUGGAAAAGAACCAAUUCUUACUAUAAAAUUUUGUGAUGAAGCACCAUGGGACUUUACAAAGGCUGCGAAGAAUGGAAUUUCUCAAGAAUUGGUCUCCUAUAUGACCUAUUUACUCCAACCCUAUCCAGACAACAUGAAGAAAAUGACUGCAGAAAAAAGGGAUCAACUUCGAACUGAAUACUAUCACCAUCUAAAUUCCGUCAACAAUGACCUGCACAAGCUUCUGGACCUUGUCACGUUUACUUGUGAAGAUUAUGUCAUCAGCACUCAAUCCAGCUAUGCCAGUUGCACAAGAGACUUCCCAACCUAUCACUACAGCAUUGGUGGUAAAUGCUUCGCCAGCCACGGACCCUUUUCUGGACAUGGAAAAGCAAUCAAUCUUGACUUCCGCUCCAAGACUUCAAGAAUUAAUAAAAUUGACCUUAACAUAGCCAGCGAUGAUGCUGCUUUCUAUUCUAACAUGUUUGUUCAUGUUUACGAUGAAACGAUGAACAUGUAUGCUUUGGCAUACAAGGAACUAACACCAUUAAAAAUCAAUGGCUACACAAUUGUUUUGGUUGAAAAGCAGACAAUUGAGAGAACAAAUCAGCACAGAGCUAUAGAAGAUUAUCAAUGCAAUAAUGAUCUAGCAUACAGGCAUGAAGACUGUGUUAGGGAAAACAUGCAGAAAACUUCUGUGCGAAAGUUUAACUGUUCCUUCAUAUUAUUUGGACAAAAACUACAGGGCUCAAAAUAUUGUGAUCCAGAAGAUAGUUCAAAAAUUGGAGAGUCCGUGUGGAACAUUAAAGCUAAAGUGUAAACAAAACAAAUAAAAUUAGUAAAAGUGAGGACUUCAGUUUUAUUAAUUUGUUUAGGAAUGAUUCAGUAUGUCCGGUCCAGUGUAUUGAAAGCUACUAUGAUAUCACACUGAAGACUAUUGAUUUAUCAUUUAAUAAUGAAGGAAGAGACGAGUCUUUUCAGUAUGCUGUUAUUUCCUACAAGCAUACUUCUGAAAUAAUCACUGUCAACACAGGAAAGUCGUUGGUUGAUGUUUUUGCUGCCAUUGGUGGAAUACUGGGAAUAUGUUUUGGAACAUCUUUGAUAACAAUUGCAGAGAACAUAACAAUCUUAGUUCGGAGAUGUAAAAAUAAGUUAGU